AUGACCGUACGAGCUUCCACUGAAUUCCUACAUACACUCACUGAUGGUGCUAAGAAAUUCAGAGUGUGCCUUCAAGCUAGGACGUGUAGUUGUGAAAGAUUUCAACUAGAUGAGAUACCUUGUACGCAUGCUAUGGCUGCUAUAGUGCAUAGGCACCAACAUGGAGAGGAUUGUACUUCGACGUACUACAGUAAUAAGAAUUUCCGGAAUGCAUAUGCAAUUCCAGUUGAGCCUUUCCCAUGCGAAAGUACAUGGGAUAUACCAAUUAAUGUAAAAGAAGAGAUUGUGUUGCCACCAAAUUACAAAAGACUACCAGGAAGACCAACUACCAAAAGAAUGAAACCAUUCUACGAGGGAAAAUUCAAGAAAUCAACAGUAACGUGCAGUGGAUGUGGUAUAGAAGGUCACAAUAAGAAGACUUGUAGCAAUAUUCCACAAGGGAAUUAA
This is a messenger RNA of Lycium barbarum (goji berry), 447 nucleotides long. RefSeq lists its product as uncharacterized. The transcript has 2 exons. Gene Ontology annotation, molecular function: zinc ion binding. The record is from RefSeq and is a predicted model, not a curated record. Bases 1 to 447 code for a protein of 148 amino acids. NCBI's taxonomy places the organism in Eukaryota, Viridiplantae, Streptophyta, Magnoliopsida, Solanales, Solanaceae.